GUUUUUUGUUUUGUUUUUUUUUUUAAUUUUUAGGUUAGGAAUUAUAUUUUUGUAUAUUAUUUUUCCAAGUCAUUCCCUCUGCACCCCUCUAGAUGACUUGUCAAAGUUUGUUGAUAUUUUUGUAGCUGGCCUUUGUGUCUGUAUUUUAUUUAUAUAUAAGUAUUGAAGAGUUAUUGAAAAAUAUUUUUGUCACAUCAAUCAACGUUAACACAGUGUGAUAAAAAGACAAAAAAAAAAAAAAGUUAAAAUUAAGAAUUUCAGUCAUGAUAAUUGUUGAAACUUGAAGCUUAUUUCUAUAUUAAAUAACCAGCAAGUGUGACAAUCAAAGUAAAAAAAUAAUUAUUAAAAAUUAUUUAACAUUUUUUGUUGAUUAUAAAUAUUAUUUAAAAAAUGGGACAACAUGUAUCACGUAAUGAUUUUGAAUGGGUCUACACCGAAGAGCCACAUGCCUCACGUCGUAAAUUAAUUUUAGAAAAAUAUCCACAAAUUAAAAAGCUAUUUGGUCAUGAUCAAAAUUUAAAAUGGAUUAUUUUGGCAAUGGUGUUUGUCCAGCUUGCAUCAAUGUUCAUUGUAAAAAAUUUAAAUUAUCCAGAACUUAUUAUUCUUGCAUAUUGUUUUGGUGGUGUUAUUAAUCAUUCACUAACUCUGGCUGUUCAUGAGACUUCACAUAAUCUUGCAUUUGGACAUGCUCGACCACUGGCAAAUAGAUUGAUUGGAAUAUUUGCAAAUUUACCAGUUGGUGUACCAAUGGCAGUUAGUUUUAAAAAGUAUCAUCUGGAACAUCACAGAUAUCAAGGUGAUGAAUAUCUUGAUACAGAUAUUCCAACAUACAUAGAAGCAAAAUUAUUUUGUACAACAUUUGGAAAAUUUUGUUGGGUUCUUUUGCAACCAUUUUUUUAUGCUUUUAGACCAUUAAUUGUUUAUCCAAAAACACCAACAACUUGGGAAUAUAUUAAUCUUGUUGUUCAAAUAAUUUUCAAUGGAUUUGUUUGGUAUUUUUUUGGAGGUAAAGUUGUAUUUUAUUUUUUAAUUGGAACCUUAUUGGCACUUGGUCUUCAUCCAGUUGCUGGGCAUUUUAUAUCUGAGCAUUACAUGUUCAAUAAAGGAUAUGAAACUUAUAGUUAUUAUGGAUCAUUGAAUUUUAUAACAUUCAAUGUUGGCUAUCACAAUGAACAUCAUGAUUUUCCAGCAGUUCCAGGCUCUAGACUUCCAGAGGUCAGACGCAUAGCAGCUGAAUUUUAUGAUAAUCUUCCUCAUCAUGAUUCAUGGACAUCAGUACUUUAUGAUUUUAUAAUGGAUCCGGAUGUCGGUCCUUAUAGUAGAAUCAAACGUAAACAUCGUGGACUUGAAUCUUAAACAGUUUUUUUUUUUUUUUAAAGCUUCUCUAUUUGUAUUAAAUUAUUUUUUCAAUAUUUUUUUUUUAGUCAUUGCUCAGGAGAUUAUUGAAGAAAAAAAUUAACAGAUGCUAGUUGAACAAAUUUUUAUUUAAAAAAUGUUUUUAUAUAUAUUUAAAAAAUAAUGUGACCAAAAUACAAGCAAACAAAUACUCAUCUUCCAAUUUAUAACAUAGUUAUAAACAACAGACUUAAUAAUAUUCCAAAAGUAUGACUUUUUACAUUUAAUAAUUACUUAAUUAUACAAAUAUAUUUGUGAUGAAAAUAGUAACAUUACCAUUUCAAGAUUAUCUUACUAAGUCAAUGAUAUUAGAACCACAAAUUUAUAAUUUAAUUUUUUUUCUUUGAGAUUUUAUUUAUAGUGUGCAAGUGUUUGAAUUUGUGAUAUAUGUAAUAUAUAAUUGUGAACAAUGUACAAUUAAUUUUUAAGCAUCAAAAAUGAUAUUUUUAUCUGUAUUUAUUAUUAAUACUGUAAUUAAUUUACAAACAAAAUAUGACCAAUGUAAUUCUUUACUAGAAAAAAAUUAAAAACAGAUAAAAAAAA
Aphidius gifuensis is the source of this 1938-nucleotide messenger RNA. RefSeq names its product sphingolipid delta(4)-desaturase DES1 (gene ifc). The record is from RefSeq and is a predicted model, not a curated record. The transcript has 7 exons. Gene Ontology annotation, molecular function: sphingolipid delta-4 desaturase activity. Gene Ontology annotation, cellular component: membrane. Gene Ontology annotation, biological process: ceramide biosynthetic process. Lineage: Eukaryota; Metazoa; Arthropoda; Insecta; Hymenoptera; Braconidae. The coding region runs from base 391 to 1356 and encodes 321 amino acids.